Messenger RNA from Pristis pectinata (smalltooth sawfish), 8153 nucleotides. It is a transcript of the gene focad, whose product is annotated as focadhesin. NCBI's taxonomy places the organism in Eukaryota, Metazoa, Chordata, Chondrichthyes, Rhinopristiformes, Pristidae. The transcript has 44 exons. Gene Ontology annotation, biological process: regulation of post-transcriptional gene silencing. The record is from RefSeq and is a predicted model, not a curated record. The coding region runs from base 521 to 5950 and encodes 1809 amino acids.
UCCAGCAGCGGGAGAGAGGCAGGUGAUGGGCCGCCCGGCUUCCUGGUGAAGGAUUGCGAGUCGGCCCGGCGCUCUGUUGGAAGUCUCGGCGGGGCGCUCGAACUGGAAAGCAGAAGGUUCGGGUGCUGGCAUGUCGCGCAGUCCUUCAGACUGGUGGGGAGUUUGGUUUCAGUCGCGAAUUGGGCUGUAGAGAGAGAGAGUAAGAGAGGGAGAGAGAGUGAGGCCUGGUGGUGCAACGUGGAGUAGGCAAGAACCGGAGGGUCUGAAAAGGCGCUACUUCCUUUUGAGGACUGUGCCUUCGGUCGUCUGGCGUUUGCACGUUACUGAUGCUCCAGAAUAUCUGACUGUAGCUUUCUUUUACCUCCUCUGUCUGUUGAAGGCAAUGAGCAAUGUCAGCAAGUCGAUUUGGCCACCUCUCUCAUUUCAACCCCUCAUUUUGCGAGCUUUACAUUGACUAAGGAUCUAUCUACAGUUUGUGUUUGACAUUGCUUGAAAAUUGCAUGAAGAAUUUCCAGCAACAAUGUCAGAGGAUCUAAAGAGAAGAUUUGAAUUCCAAAAUUCAGUAAUCCAGUCACAGGCUGUAGGACAUCUGGUUGCUGCCAUUUUAAAAGAAAAGGGGUCAUCAUCUUUGAUAAACUAUUCUUCAGAUCAGAGUCCUGCAUUGAACUUGUUGUGGGAGAAGUGCUGCUGUGACAAUGUGGUGGUUCGUGCAGCCUGCUGUGAGGCACUGGUUGCUCUUGUGGCACAGAACCAUGCUGAAUUUAAUUAUGUGCUCAAUGGAAUUUUGAAUCUAAUUCCUUCUGCCAGAAAUGUCCAAGGAUUGAUUAGAAGUAUUGGGAAGUUGUUACAGAUGCAAGUACAGAGUGCUGAACAAAGUGGAAAAAUGCCGUAUUCGUGCCCCUAUGCCAUCAGGAACCCUCCACAUCCAUAUAUUGUUGUAUUGGAAAACAGACCUGAUAGCUGGCCAUUUCUCCUUCAACAGAUAUCAGCUAUUUUUCAACAGCCUCCGGAGAGGUUAAAGCCAUCCAUUGUGCUUAUGAUGACACCAUUUUUCAAAUAUCUGUACUGUGAACCUUACUGCCUGCGAGAGAACUCCGAGCUUCGACUUAGUCUUCUUCAGGUUGUACUUCAGUCUCAAUCUGACAAGGAAAAGAAUGCACCCAAUCUGUUCACCCAGCAGAUGCUCCGCCUCUUUUUUGACCUCGUCCCACACUUACAGGUGACAAGCUUGGCACAGAUUACGGAAGCUGCUCUUUUUCUUAAGGAGUUAUCACUGGCUUUCCUUCACCAUCCUCACUUUUGGAAAACUGAGUUGGCUCAGCUAUCUCUGCAACUGCUGUGUGUCUGUGAAUUUAGCCUGAAAAUCACAGGAGAAUGCUCCUCCCUUAUUCAUCAAAUUCAGAUGAUUGUCAGCAUUGUUCCCAAGAGUAUUCCUGCUGAAGAGAUGCUUGUUGGACUGAGCUUACUUCUACUCCAUACUCCAGUGUGUCAGCAGCAGUUCAUUUUGAAUCUUGCAUUGAAGAUCCUGUCGUUGUCACCCAUGCGGACUUCACCCAAGGUAGCUCUGGUCCUAGUGAUGCCUUUGCUGCAGAUAGCAUCUUCUGCAGUGGUUAUGGAAUGUACAUCAGAUGCAGAUGUUACUGUGAUCAAUCAGCAACUAGCUGUGAAACUGCUUGACAUCAUCCGGAAUGAGGAAAUUGAGUUUGUAAGCAGACAGAAGUCUUCACCUGAACUUGCAUUUCCCAUUAUUGGUUGGUAUAAAACUCUCAUUGCAGCUUGGAAACUGCUGGAUGGUUUCGGUACAAAUGUCGACUCCACUUCAGUUUGGUUGACUUCUGUCAAAUCAACGCUGGCUUUAAAUGACAAAGUUCCUGAACACAUUACUCUCCUGAUUGCUUAUGUAAUUUUAAGAGAGGAUGGAGAGUGUCUUCAGAAGGCUCUGGAAACUGUUGCAGAACUGGCUAAGGCUGAUGCUUCUCAGGUACCACACCUCAUUUCUGUUUUGAUGUUCAAAUUGGGAAGACCUCUGGAACCAACUUUGUGUCACGCUAUCCUUUAUACUCUUCCUGCUCUGGGCACACACAAGGUUUGUGUUGCUCAGAUAAUUCAUGCCAUACAAAUGAUGUGGAAAACUCCAAAACUUAAAGCCAUAUCUCUGCGCCUUAUGACAAUUCUAUGGGAAAAUCAGGAUCGUGUGUAUCCAGAGCUGCAGAAAUUUAUGGCAUUAGUUGAUGUCCCAUCUGUCUCAUGUGCAAAAGAAGACCACUGGGAGCAGUUAAUAGCUAAAGCUGCAUCAAUCAGGGAGAUUUGCAGAAAGAGGUCUUACCAGCAUGGAGCUGAUAUGUUGGCAGCAAUCUCCAAGGUGCUGAAUGAAUGUACAAAACCAGACCAGGCUACACCUGUAGUGCUUGCACUCCAGGGGCUUCAUGCAUUGUGUCAAGCUGAGGUGGUUGAUGUUCGUUCCACAUGGCAUGCUCUGUCUUCGAAGCUCAGCUGUGACACACGACCUCUGGUUGUCAGAGCCUUGACUGAAAUAUUUGCUCUGGUUCCUUCGCUAAAUGUUAAAUCCACAGAAUAUGAGAAAUUUAGAGAGCAAGUUGUCAGCAUGUUGUGGAGCCACAGUCAGAACAAGAACUCCCUCAUAGCCAGCUCUGCAUACAAGGCUCUUUCUGCUUUCAGUUCUGAGGAACACACAAUUCUUCACUUACCAGAAGAGGUACGGCCAGAGAGAAAAAAUGAUUAUGGAAUGGAUGAUGAGAUGGAAUUAAAUACAGAAGAAGAGGAAAAAGAAGAAGAUCUUUCAGUUCCAGGUGCAUCAUACAUAAAGCUACUUUUAAGGACCCCACUGUCGGUGUUGUCUGCUUUUGAAGAGUUUUUGUCAUCCCUUGUGAACGAGGAAUUAACUGUAAUGCCCCGUGGGAUAUAUUAUUCGGCACUGCGAGGUGGAAUCAUACGUUCUGACCAAGGGAAGACAAUAGCAGGGAUUCCCAACUUCAUGCUCAAGACUUAUGAGAAGAACAAACAACCUGGACUAAAAUCUGGGCUGGCAGCUGGACUAUUACUUUGUUAUGAUCUACACAUUCAGACUGACAAAGAUGGCAAGCCUAUUAAUCGUUUUCUUGUUAGUAGAGGUCGUAGUUACCAGCAGAUGCUUGCAGCCCUAAUCCAUGAGGUGCCUAUUCAACCUUCUGAAUGGCAUAAAUCAAUUUUGAUGCCUCAAGCCUGGCUAGGAUUUAUGGGUAGAACAUAUCAGGCUGUUCUGCAGGGGAGACAGGCCGAGCUGGAGAUGCAGCAGAAGCAUGGGAAAGGUGAUCCAGAGGAGCUCCAGUAUAAGCAGUUCAUAUCCUGGCUCUGGGUCAGGGACAUGCUAACUGACGUAGUUAAAUCAGCAUCAAAGGACAGCCCAGUUGUGCAGGGAAAUUCCAUCCUUGCCUUAACAGGACUUGCUGUGACAGUGGCCAAACACGAAAGCAGCUUGCCAUCUGAAGCUAAUGAUGCCCCUGAGAUUGGGACUGAAGUUUUGCCAACAAAGCAUUGGAUAUCCAUGGUGGUGGAGACGCUGCUGAGCAUUGUUGACAGCCGUUACCGUCCAAAAGGACGUAUCUUCCCAUGGUUCCAACAUAAAUCUUAUUCUGGAGAGAGCACAGCCAGUGCCAUAGCUCGCUCCUGCGCUGCUAUUGCUUUGACUCUCCUUGUUCCUGUUUUCAUCACAUCGCACAAAGAAAUUAUGGAGGAGGUCCUCGGCAUUUUCACUGCAGGCUUACCAGGAAAACCAAAUGCCGAUGAGACUCAAGCUGUUCAGUUUCAUACAGGACUGGCCAUGGGAAUGUUCCUAUCCCGUUUACAUGAGGAACGAAUGAGUGAUGUUUCAGCGCAGAAGAUGAAUUUACUGCUCAUGAAAUCCCUUGAUGCAUUGGAAAAAUGUUGCUUUGAUAUGAGCCUGGAAUACAAUACAGGAUGUAUCCUGGGAGUUGGCCUGGUUCUUUCCCUCAUGAGUCACAGCAGCCAAACAGAGGCCCGUGUGCAUGUUUCUGUCACCCUUGGGAAACUCUGCACUAGCUUGGAUGAAAGUCUGACUCAGAGCAGAGUACUGCAGGAGGUUCUGGCUUAUUCGGUGGCAUGUGUAUGUAUUUCUGCUUUCAGUGCUGGUAUCAUACAGCCUAAUGAAGCCGAGGAGAUCAUGAACAAGCUGCGGACUUUGACAGAACAGAGCCAACAGACUCCUGGCUUUGCAAUGGCUCUGGGAAAUGUAGUCCAUGGGUUGGCAGUUUGUGGGCAUGGCAAGGCUGAAGACCUUCAGAACCGACUGCUUUCUGCUUGGCUGAAAAUUCUUCUAGCUGAGGGUUGCCCAACGAUGCAUCGAUUAGCUGCAGUAAACGGGCUUGUUGCUUUGGUGGGAUCUGAAAGUUCUGUGAUACAGCUGAAGUUGGAUACGAUCCAGUCAUCCCACUUUCAAUCAAAGAUGAAUGAAGUUAUCAGAGCAGUGACACAGAUUAUUAGUUUUUCUGGAGUAAUUGGACUACAAUCCAAUGCUGCCUUUGUUUUGGGUCACCUUCAUUUGACCAACAUGUCAUCCAGUCAAAGUCGGACUUCAGUUCCUCCAGAUUUUGGGUAUUUACCAGAAAAGAGUGUCCUCAGAUGUGCUACUGAUUAUAUUAUUGAAGCAGGAAAGAAAGGUCCUGAGUCAAUUCCUCCCCAGCUAGUGAAGAUUUUGUUGGGACCAAUUGCUGGAUGUGGGAACAGUUAUCAAUAUCCACCUGUGAAUUGGGCUUCAAUUCUAUCUCCACUUAUGAGAUUGAAUUUUGGUGAAGAUGUCCAGCAGUAUUGCAUUGAAGUAGCAGUGACCCAGGCUCAGACAUCCCAAAGUGCUGCAAUGUUUUUAGGAAUGUGGAUAGCACCACCAUUAGUGCAUGGCAUUACUCUGGCAAUGAGAAAAUAUCUCUUUACUUCUCUUGCUUCUUGGAUGAAACAUGUGCCAGAGGAUAAACUUCAGACAUUUGUUGAAGUCCUUGCAGUCCAAUCCUUCACAACAGAAAACAGGCAGGGAAGCCCAGAACUUUGCCAUUCAAUUCUGCAGGGGCUAAAUGAAGCCAUGAAGGUGCCCAAUCAAGUGCAGCACAGCUGGGGCAUAUUAUGCAAAAGUGUUGAGAAGAUUUUUGAGAUGCUGCCCAAUGAAAUCCAGGUCAAUGAACUGAAGUUUUAUGUUGGAAUUUCCAAAUGUCUUUCUGAGUUCGGUGACACUGAGAUAGACAGAGUGACCCAGGCAACCAAGGACACAAUUGUGAAGGCCACCUUUGUCAGAGGAUAUUUAGUUUCCCAGGGCCGAGUUCCACUGUUAUGCUUUAACGACAUCAUCACUACUGCAAUAGGCACCUGUCAGUUAGAGACUGUUACCUGGAUUAUGUUGCAGAGCUUUUACCAGUCUCGACUUGUCAGCCACCAAAACACAGGUGUAAUAAAACGGAUGGAAUGGCUAUUGGAGCUCAUGGGACAUAUUCGAAAUGUUGCGUAUGGGUCAGCUCCCAUACAGAAGUCAGACCCUAAAGAGGCCACGGACUUUGUGCUGCACAUAUUUGCAGCUGCUGUUGCUGCAUGGAGUGAUCACGCCACACCACUGAUGCUGGGUGUUAAGGCCAGCUGGCUACCCUGGAUUGAAGGGAAACAUUUUACCAACAGGAUGCAAUCUCCUAUCGGAGCAAGUUCCCUGGAUUCCUUGUCUGUACAUCAGUGUCUUCAGAUUCUACCACAAAGCAUUCUCUUACUUCUGGCUAAACAGCCAUGGAAAGACCAAACACAAAAAUUCAUUGAUUGGUUCUUUGUCAUAGUAGAAAGUCCACAUGGAUCGAUACCAGUGAAUACAUUGAAUACGAUCAAAGCAACGCUACUGGCUCUGCGGUUUUUGCCCGAGUACAAGAAGAAGGCGGUUUGGACUCGCACAUACGGCUGGUAGUUGCCGAUUUGUUCGCCAUCUCCUAUUUGAAGCUGAUCAGAUUAGCUGUUUUUGCCAGCAAACUAAGGCUCUGUGGGUGCAAAUGAAAGGAAGUAUCGAUUUGAUGAUACUGUCACAUGGCAUAAAGCCAAUCAGAGCCAUAGAGUUCAAGCUGUUUGCUACUAAAAUUGCUCUAGAACUUGCAUAUUUGUCACAUGCAAGUCAGUGAUUCCAUAUGAAGAGAUACUUAAACAGUUCUUAUACCUUACAUGAUGUAAAUGUGAUCUAUUUUGAAGCUAUCACCAGUGUGUAGGCAAUACAUUUGAAAAUAGACAAAUUUACCUUGUGGUUUGAAGAUUUGUUGCUUGACCGGUUAAAUCCUAAUUGUCAUUUAAGGUAUUGAUAUAUGGCUCCUGGAAGAGCUGUCUGUUAUUUCAUGCCAGCAUCUUGUGUACUACAAAAAAAACUGCUUCUGCAAAUCAAAUUGAUGAAAUAAAAAUAGCAGUUCAUGUCCAGAAAGUGUAAGCUUGAAGGUCCUAUAUCAUUAGCGUUGAUUCUGUAUAACUGAAAACCACCUCAACCCAAAGGAUUUUCUACACUACACAGUUUUCAGGUUGUAUGUUUCAAGCUUUGUGGAUAAUAUACUUUACAGAUGGUUAUAAUAACCUGCAUUUGUGUAAUAGUUUGAACACAGGAAUAUAUCCAUGGCAUUUUGCAGGAGCAUUAUUAUCAAAAUUUAAUGCUGAACCCCUCUUGAAGCAAAUUAUAGUAAGAUUUUAAUGAGUAAACAGAGGUAGAGAAGUGAAGGGUUAGAGAGUGUUCCAGAGAUUAGAGCCUUGGCAGCCUAAGUUAUGGCUCUUGAGGAUGGAAUAAUUAAAAUCAAAAAUGCACUAAAGGCCAAAUUUAGAGCAAUGCAGAUUUCUCUUGCUGGAGAGACUAUGGAGGAAAUAAGAAAAACAAGCAUGGGAGUUUUUAAAUUGAGCAUUUCUUAAUGGAGAGCCCAUGUAAGUCAGUAAGCAUCUGGCUGAAGCAUGAUUGGGACUUGGUAUAUGCUAGGAAACAGGCAAAGGAAUUUUGGAUAAUCUUAUGUUUGUGGAAAAUAGGAAGCUGACCAGGAGUCCAUUGGAACAGAAAGAGCAAAGACGUGAAUUAGGGUUUUCAAUAGCAGAUAGGCAGAGCUGAGUUGUGAAACUAACAGACUCAGUGCAGACAUGUGAUCAAAAAUUCAUCUUGUGGUUCAACGUGGCUCUAAGCUUGUCUGGUUCCGCCUCAACAGUGGCCAGGAGAGGGAGGAAAUUGGUGGUUAGUGGGCAGAGUUUGUGGCAGGAGCCCCCAGUGUUUACUUGGAGCUAACAUGCUCAUCUUCAUAAUCAGUUACCACUUUAUCCUUUACAAUGCCAGUUCCCUUCCCCACUCCCAUCCCCACCCACCUGGCAAGAUCACUUUUAGGGAAAUUGCAUACCAUUCUUAGCUCGGAUGAAACCCAAAACUACAUGUCUUCCCUUAAGCCUGACAAUGCAUUUUGAAAUGCAGACUGUGCUUAUGAACUGUCAAAGACACAACUACAGCUGUGGUCCAAGGAGUAAUUGAAUUUCAUCCACACAAGCACAUUGUGCAGUUUUAUGCUGUACAUUUUAUCUUAGAGAUCUUGUCAUGGCCCUUUAAACAUGUGAACAUAAAGAAUUCAGCUAUCAUAAUAGAAAGGAAACUAGUUUGUUAAAGCCUCUUUUCAAACUUUAGUCCAAGAUUGCAUGGAUCUGUAGCUUUUGUUGUUUUUGUAUUCGUAAGAAGUUAAAAGUUUGACACAUUAUCGUCAUGGAUACAAAUUAAUUUAAAUGUUUAAGUUUCAUUCAUUAUUAAGAGACAACAAUAUUUCUAUAAAAGAACUACUUUACAAAACAUGAUGUUGAUUGAAGAUCACAAUGAUGGCAAGACUUAUUCAAGACUAUUAUCACUUCAGUAUUCACUGUGCAUUCUGUUAAAUGCACUGAGUAACAUAUUAGAGAAAGUAUCCAUUAGGUCAAAAAUUCAAUGAUACAAACAUUUUAUUUACUGGCUUCUAUCUUACCUGCGAUUAAAAAAAAAUAAAAUACAAGGCACAACUACUGAGUUGAAAAGAAAAUACAGCAAAUACACGCUUACAAUAAAAAUUACUAUGAGUUAGUAAUAACCUCUGGUAUGUAGUUGCAAAUGAGAAAAUAAAAUUAACCAAAAACUUUGUUAC